UCUCUUCCCAGAUCAGGCAACCUGCUGUGCACGCAAGUACAUACCCCCCACCCUGCUGCUCUUCCUCCUCGAUCCUGGGGAAGAGCUGCCAGAAAAUAGAGCUGCCUGCUCAGACUGCUUUGCCCUCAGCCCGACAAGCAGAAAGGCAGGAUGCAACUCAGGUUCUGGUUGGUGACUGGCACGCUGGCAGUAAUCCUGGGCACGACCUCACCUCAGGAGACCGUGUGUCGGGCACCAGAUGGCAAGAACGGCAUCCCAGGGCCCCCUGGCCUUAAUGGGAGGCCAGGACAGAAGGGUGACAUGGGAGAGCCAGGGAAACCAGCACAAAGAACUGGGAUCCGUGGACUCAAAGGUGAUGAAGGUGAGCCAGGGCCUCCUGGCAACCCAGGAAAUCAAGGCUACCAUGGUCCAAGUGGCCCCCCUGGGCUUCCGGGCCAGCCAGGGCCGAAGGGGCCCAAGGGGAAGGCUGGCAACAUCAAGGAGCAGCCACGUCCUGCCUUCUCAGCCUCGCGGAAGUCUCCGCCACACAGGGGCAACACCGUAGUAUUUGACAACAUCAUCACUAACCAGGAAAACUCCUACAGUGCCCAGACUGGGGAGUUCACCUGUCGUGUCCCUGGCCUUUACUACUUCGCCUACCAGGCCAUCUCCAGUGGAGACCUCUGUCUGCACAUCACCAAGAACAGGGAGAGUGUGGUCAGCUUCUGUGACAACAACAGCCACAACAUCCUGCAGGUGAACUCAGGCAGCGCUGUGCUCAGCCUGGCCGCAGGUGAUAAGGUCUCUGUGACCUUCAACCCCUUGAAAAGCAACAUGAUUUACAGUGGCUCCGAGGCAGACAGUGUCUUCAGUGGCUUCAUGUUGUUUCCUCAAACGGGCUGAUAGACCGUCAACUUCCUGCUGGCCAGCCUGGACCUGAUCUGCUUAGUACCAGAGCAUUGCUGUGUGCAUGUGUGUGUGUGUGUGUGUGUGUGUUUGUGCCCCACAAGUGCAUAGGGUGGCUUUAUGUCAUGGCCAUUGGGGCUGUCCCUGCACAGGGGACAGUCAUGAACUCUGCUACUGCCCCAGGACUGUGCUUCCACCAGUGUCAUGAAGUGAUCAGGCUGUGGGUGACCACCACAGUGAUGAGACCUUUGCCUCCAGGCUGUGCUGAGACUGCCUCUCUGUCGGAGAUGGGCAGGAAAGCACGCUUCCUCCCUGAGGCAGAGGAGUCUUGGCCCCAGCAGCCCUUUUUGCUCCUGUGUUUUCAGAUCCUAUGCCAGAGGGGAUCAGUGGUCACCAGGGCCACUCACCGACUGCGGCCCUUUGUUCCUGAAUGGGAAAUCACCACAUGCCACCACUUUUGCUGCACUAACCAUUGCAAACGCCUUUCUGGCGCAAGGCCACUAUUGCUUUUCACAUCCUUCCCAUCACCACAAAUAAACCCUUUCUUCCUUGA
Messenger RNA from Struthio camelus australis, 1438 nucleotides. It is a transcript of the gene C1QA, whose product is annotated as complement C1q A chain. The record is from RefSeq and is a predicted model, not a curated record. Lineage: Eukaryota; Metazoa; Chordata; Aves; Struthioniformes; Struthionidae. Gene Ontology annotation, molecular function: protein binding.